Molecule: messenger RNA, 729 nt
Organism: Lodderomyces margitis
Lineage: Eukaryota; Fungi; Ascomycota; Pichiomycetes; Serinales; Debaryomycetaceae
Product: putative acireductone synthase
Exons: 1
Coding region: 1-729 (242 amino acids)
Molecular function (GO): acireductone synthase activity; magnesium ion binding
Source: RefSeq, a predicted model, not a curated record
AUGGCCAUACACACUGUUGUUCUCGAUAUAGAAGGAACUGUAUGUCCAAUUACAUUCGUUAAAGAUACAUUAUUCCCAUACUUCAUUGCUAAACUUCCCGGUGAGCUAGAUAAGUUUGAUUAUCCAUUGAAUCAUGUUGGUUCAGAUGAUCCAAUAGUCAGCAUCUUGGACAAUUUGCCGGCAAAUAUAACUGAAUCAGCACAAUCGAUUUACAAUUAUUUAAAAAACUUGGUGGAUUAUGAUAUUAAAGAUCCAGUGUUGAAAUCAUUACAAGGAGUAAUUUGGACUCAAGGCUACGAAUCUGGUGAAUUGAAAGCUCCAGUUUAUCCUGAUUCUAUCAAAUUUAUCGAAUCAUUCCCGAAUAGAAACAACAAGAUUUAUAUUUAUUCAUCAGGUAGUAUCGGCGCACAAAAGUUGCUAUUUGGACAUGUUGCUAAUGGCUCAGAUAAGUCACUUGAUUUGAAUAACAAAUUGAGUGGAUACUUUGACAUAACUACCGCUGGUCAUAAAACCGUUUACACUUCAUACUCUAAAAUUUUAAAAGAAAUUGGCAAAGAAGAGGAUCCCCAAUCGGUAUUGUUUCUCAGUGACAAUGUCAAUGAAGUUAAGGCUGCUUCGAAAGCAGGAAUGCGCAGCUACAUCGUUAUUAGACCAGGAAACGCGCCUAUUUCAGAUGAAGAUAAACUGAAAUGCACAGCAAUCACCUCAUUAUCAGACUUGGACAUAUAG